AUGGAAGACAUUGUCAUUGGUAUCGGUGGAAAGGUUGUAGAAUGCUUGGCGGGUCCAAUUCUAGAUCGUGCUCGCUAUUUAUUUUGCUUCAAGAAAUUCAUUGGGGAGCUUAUGGAAGCUGAACAUGUGCUGAAGAGAAGACUGGAAGAAGUGAAGGAGCGCAUGGAACAAGCUGCUCGAAAUAGUGAGGAAAUAACACUACCUGUGAAGAACUGGUUGAAUGACGUGGAGAAAAUUCUAGAGAAUAUGCAAGAGUUGCAACAAAAGGCUGAAAAGGAAGUAAAGAGUUGUUUGAAUGUGUCUCUCAAGUAUUCCUUAGCAAAACAAAUGGAUAAUAACGCAAAGAGGAUGAUGGAGCUAAAAAAGGAGUCCUACUUUGAGAAAGACCAUUUUUCUCAUCUAAUCCAACUUCCUGGCAUCACUCACUUCUCUUCCAAAGACUUUGUGGAUUUUAAGUCAAGGGAAUCUACUUAUAAGGAUCUUUUGGAGGCAAUUAAAGAUGAAAAGAACAAGAUGAUCGGACUCUGUGGUAUGGGCGGUUCACGUAAAACCACUUUGGCAAAAGAAGUAGGCAAGGAAGUGGACAAGAUGAAGAUUUUUGAAAAGGUCAUCAUGGUCAUUGUUUCGAAACCUCCUCUAAAUGUUACAAAAGUUCAACAAGAUAUAGCAGAGCAAAUAGAUUUGAAAAUUUCAGAUCAAACUCCAUUGGCAAGAGCACAAAGGCUGUCAAAUCGAUUGAAAAAUAAGAAGAUUCUUAUAAUCUUGGAUGAUGUGUGGGAAUAUCUAAAGCUUGAAGAUAUUGGAAUUCCACUUGUUGAAGGUUGUCAGAUCUUGUUAACAACUCACCUUCGCAAUGUAUGUGGCUUUAUGGGUUGUAAGACUAUUGAACUGCCUUUGAUAACUAGGGAGGAGGCCUGGGAAUUAUUCAAGAAGCAUGCAAAUCUACGCAAUGAUUCCUCAAAUAUGUUUGAUGACAUAGGAAGGAAAAUUGUUAAUGAGUGCAAGGAGCUACUGAUUGCAAUAGCAAAAGUUGGAAGCUCCUUAAAGAGAAAACCUAUUAGAGCAUGGGAGUCAGCACUAAGCAGAAUAGAACGUGGUCAGCCAUUAAAUGUUGCAGAAGGUUUGACCAAUGUUAAUGCAUGUUUAGAAUUGAGUUAUGAAGGCUUGUCAAGUUCAACAGCCAAGUCCCUCUUCUUAUUAUGCUCUAUGUUCCCUGAAGAUCAUGAAAUUCAUAGAGAGGAUUUAAUUCGAUUUGGCAAGAGGACACUUGAGCUAGAGGAGUCUAUUGUCACAAUGGAGGAUGCAAGGAGAGAGAUUUUAUAUGCUCUAGACAUCUUGUUGGAUUCUUAUUUGUUGAUGAGUAUAGAAAAGGAAGCGCAUGUGAAAAUGCAUGAUUUAGUUCGAGAUGCAGCUUUGUGGAUUGCAAAGAAGCAACGCUAA
Molecule: messenger RNA, 1440 nt
Organism: Neltuma alba
Lineage: Eukaryota; Viridiplantae; Streptophyta; Magnoliopsida; Fabales; Fabaceae
Product: disease resistance protein RPS5-like
Exons: 1
Coding region: 1-1440 (479 amino acids)
Molecular function (GO): ADP binding
Source: RefSeq, a predicted model, not a curated record